AUGCCCUCCAGCAGGCUCUACAAGCUCUCUCGGCCAGAGAAAGAGGCCAUGGAGGAGUAUAUCAACGAGUCUUUGGCUGCUGGAUUGAUUCGUCCCUCCUCAUCUCCUCUGGGGGCAAGUUUUUUCUUCGUCGAGAAGAAGGGCUCCUCCCUGUGCCCCUGCAUCGACUAUGGAGGUCUUAAUGAUAUCACGGUAAAGGACUGUACUCCUCUCCCUUUUAUCGAUCCCUCUUUCGAGCCUCUUUGCCAUGCACGAGUUUUUUCAAAGUUAGAUCUUCGUAAUACUUAUCACCUUAUCAGAAUACGAGAGGGGGAUGAGUGGAAGACAGCGUUCAACACCCCCCUGGGACAUUUUGAAUAUCUGGUGAUGCCAUUCGGAUUAACUAAUGCUCCAGCUGUUUUCCAGUCGUUAAUGAAUAACAUUUUUCCUGAUAUGAUAAAUCAUUUUGUUUUUAUAUAUCUAGACGAUAUAUUGAUCUUCUCCCAGAACACAGACAAGCACCGACAACAUGUGAGACUGGUUCUUCAGCGCCUCCUGGAGAACAGGCUAUAUGUGAAACCGGAGAAAUGUGAAUUCCACGCUUCAUCUGUCAGUUUUCAGGGUUACGUCAUCGCCCAGGGGCAGCUAAGACCGGACCCCGCAAAGAUUGAAGCUGUUGCGAACUGGCCCACUCCAGGGAACCGCAAGGAGUUACAGCGGUUCCUGGGGUUCGCAAACUUCUACCAACGCUUCAUCCGGGAUUACAGCAAGGCAGCUGUUCCUCUCACGAGCCUCACAUCUACAAAGACCUCUUUCUGUUGGAGUUCUGAGGCCGACAACGCGUUCGAGACCCUCAAGUCACUGUUCACGAGCGCCCCCGUUCUCAAGCACCCGGAUCCGUCCCUCCAGUUUGUGGUGGAGGUCGACGCCUCUGAUACUGGAAUGGGGGCUGUCCUCUCCCAGCGGGAAUCUGCACCCCUGUCACUACGCUGCCAGCUGCCAGGAGCCGUUAAAAGACCGGACUCACCAGUGAAGAAGAGUGCUCUGGUUUUGAUUGAUUCAGGUGCUGACGACAGCUUUAUUGAUCAGGAGUUUGCCACACAGAUUCGUGCCCCUCUCGAGUUACUUGACACCCCGAAAAUUAUCAAAGCCCUUGACGGCAGACUCCUCGCUACGGUCACACAUCGCACCCGACCCUUGUCCAUGAUCAUCUCGGGGAAUCGUAGAGAAACUAUCCAGAAGUAUGUGAUCACCUCUCCGCUGUCACCCGCUGUGCUGGGCCUCCCCUGGUUACGUCGGCACAAUCCCCACUUGAACUGGAUAACCUCGACCGUCACCAGCUGGAGCAUCUCUUGGCACGCGCAUUGUCUGAAGUCCGCGGCUCCGGAGAGGAGUCCGGCUGCGCAUUCGGCGCCCCCUCCGAAUCUGAUUUCUGUGCCGCCCGAGUAUCACGACCUUGCUACAGUUUUUAGUAAGGACCUGGCACGCGCCCUGCCUCCUCAUCGCCCCUAUGAUUGCGCAAACAAUCUCCUGCCCGGCGUGCCGCUGCCCUCCAGCAGGCUCUACAAGCUCUCUCGGCCAGAGAAGGAGGACAUGGAGGAGUAUAUCAAUGAGUCUUUGGUUGCUGGAUUGAUUCGUCCCUCCUCGUCUCCUCUGGGGGCAGGCUUUUUCUUCGUCGAGAAGAAGGACUCCUCCCUGCGCCCCUGCAUCGACUACGGAGGUCUUAAUGAUAUCACGGUUUUAAUUGAUUCGGGUGCUGACGACAACUUUAUUGAUCAGGAGUUUGCCACACAGAUUCGUGCCCCUCUCGAGCUACUUGACACCCCGAAAAUUAUCAACGCCCUUGACGGCAGACUCCUCGCUACGGUCACAGAUCGCACCCGACCCUUGUCCAUGAUCAUCUCGGGGAAUCAUAGAGAAACUAUCCAGAUGAUGUAUGCCCCCCCCCAGGAUUCCGAGGCAGUGGACCCCAUCAUCCCGGAAUCACGCUUUGUGGGCGCAGCCACCUGGGAAAUUGAGUCUGUGGUCAGGGAGGUGCAGAAGGAGUCUCCGGACCCCAGAGGAGGUCCUCCCGACCGGCUGUUCGUCCCCCCUUCUGCCCGGUCCCAGGUUCUGCAGUGGGGACAUUCCUCCAAGCUCACCUGUCACCCUGAGGUCAACCGGACCCUCCUCUUCCUGCGCCAGUGGUUCUGGUGGCCGGACAUGUCUUGA
Stegastes partitus (bicolor damselfish) is the source of this 2190-nucleotide messenger RNA. The record is from RefSeq and is a predicted model, not a curated record. NCBI's taxonomy places the organism in Eukaryota, Metazoa, Chordata, Actinopteri, Pomacentridae.